Oncorhynchus tshawytscha (Chinook salmon) is the source of this 402-nucleotide messenger RNA. RefSeq lists its product as uncharacterized. NCBI's taxonomy places the organism in Eukaryota, Metazoa, Chordata, Actinopteri, Salmoniformes, Salmonidae. Bases 1 to 402 code for a protein of 133 amino acids. The record is from RefSeq and is a predicted model, not a curated record. The transcript has a single exon.
AUGUGUACUGUGAACAGCCAUGGGGACACCCAGUGUACUGUGAACAGCCAUGGGGACACCCAGUGUACUGUGAACAGCCAUGGGGACACCCAGUGUACUGUGAACAGCCAUGGGGACACCCAGUGUACUGUGAACAGCCAUGGGGAAACCCAGAGUACUGUGAACAGCCAUGGGGACACCCAGAGUACUGUGAACAGCAAUGGGAACACCCAGAGUACUGUUAACAUCAAUGGGAACACCCAGAGUACUGUGAACAUCAAUGGGAACACCCAGAGUACUGUGAACAGCCAUGGGAACACCCAGAGUACUGUGAACAGCAAUGGGAACACCCAGAGUACUGUGAACAGCCAUGGGAACACCCAGAGUACUGUGAAAGGCAAUGGGAACACCCACAGUCUGUAG